AUGGAUAUACAACGUCCAGAAUUCAUUAAUAACACCUUCGUUGGUUAUGUACCAAACCCAGACGGCCGCGGAACACUUUCGUUACUUUUCUCUUGUCUGCUCACCCUUAGUUUGUGUGUUUGGUCCGCUAUUCACCUAGACCUUCCACCAUACGGCGAAACCGACAUUGAAUACACGUACAGAUACUUGAAAUGGAGUGUUCUGGGAAUAUUUGGGCCUGAGCUUGUCAUUUGGGCCGCUUGGCGCCAAUUUAUAUCCGCGCGAACAUUGACAAAAUUUAUCAAGAAGGUUAGAAGCAACAACGGUCGAAACUUACAACAAUGGACGAUGGUUCACGGGUUUUAUGCGGGAAUGGGUGGAUUCGUAUUUGAUAUGGACACCCCAGAUAUGCGGCACGGUCCACGUUUUAUUCCCCAGCGGCGUCUCCAUGUAACACCCCGGGGAAUCCAGCUGCUUGCUAAGUGCGGCUUGCUCCCUGAUAUUUCGCUGGAGGACAUCAAAGAUAAAAGCAAAACAGACGGAUCCGGAAAGCUCAUCUGCUGUUUCCAAGUGAGCUGGAUGGUUGUACAAGCCGCUGUUCGAGUAGCGGUUGGCCUUCCGUUGACACCGCUUGAGACGAAUACUAUUGGCCACGUUGUCUGUGCGUUAAUAAAUUAUGCUCUCUGGUGGUAUAAACCAAGGUGGAUUAAAGAACCAACGAUACUUAGAGGGGAAUGGACCCGGCCGAUAUGUGCUUUUAUGUACAUGUCCAGCCAAGUAAGUGCAGAGCACAAGGUCAACAGAGACGUCUUACGUGACUUUGGCGUUAAGACAGAAAUGAGUGGAGUCAUAUACACCCCUGGUCAUCCAUCGGAUAUCCAGCUCACAGAGGAAUUGGAGCCUUUAAACGGCGCAUUCCCAACAAAAGGCCGUAUCACUAUACGUCACGGUUUGGAGCUAUCAGCAAAAACAUUCUACCAGGAAGAGGCUAUCAACGAGGCUGUUAAGAAGACAAUUUCAUCUGACAUGCAGGUUGUUCGAUGGCAGCUCGCAUGCGAAGCCAUUGAACAAUAUCCUGCCAUUAGAGAACGGCUUGAUGUUCCUCCAUGUGAUCAAGCUGAACUGAGAUAUCGAGAGGCGCACCGACUGUAUCCUGAAAUGCCGGACAAAGUAAGCCGACAUCCAAGAGGCCAUAAACCAAGUGAAGAUAUUAAAACAAGCUCGAAUAAAAGUUGGUGGUGCCCGUCAGAAGAGCUUGUGGUUGAGCGUCCUCGAAAUUGGCCGGGAGAUGAUCUGCUACGUCACAUGCAAGGCCACUUGAUGGGCAUGAUUUUAUGGUGCUCCAGUACAGUAUACGGCGCCAUUCAUGUGGCUGGUUGGAAUGAAGUAUUUCCCACUAAUGCUGAGUCUUGGUUUUGGAGAAUGUCGGGUGUCUACAUUGUCUUCAGUGGAUUGUUAUGGUCUUUCUUCAACCUCCUGGGUCACCUAUCUGGUUCAGUCUGGUGGUUUUGGUAUGGCAUACUGGAGGGAGCUGAGCGUAAAAGGAGUCAUAUCCUUAUUUACGUCUUAUGUUGCAUAGGAGGAACUCUUUAUGUUAUUGCACGGGUAUAUCUUGUUUUGGAGGCCUUCAUUUCCUUGCGCUCACUGCCUGCAUCAGCGUAUGACUCCCCCUCUUGGAUUUUGACGGUGCCUCAUUUAUGA
Molecule: messenger RNA, 1680 nt
Organism: Trichoderma virens Gv29-8
Lineage: Eukaryota; Fungi; Ascomycota; Sordariomycetes; Hypocreales; Hypocreaceae
Exons: 3
Coding region: 1-1680 (559 amino acids)
Source: RefSeq, a predicted model, not a curated record